UCAGCGAUCCAGGAGCAACUUUGCUACUGUCUUUUUUUUUUUUUUGCGUGCGCGUGUGUGUGUUGCAGAUCUUCAGUAUCUGGCUGCCUCUUUAACAUCCUCAGGCUUUCAGCAUCAAGAUGAUCCGCAUAUGCACAAUGGGACUGCAUCACUAUGACGGACUACAGGUGCGAGGAGGACGAGAGCGUGAGGCAGACGGGGGGUGGUUUGUAUGAGUUUUCCCUUCCUUGAAGGUGAAAAAGACUGUUAAUGUCUGGUGGUGGAUUAUCAGGUUCAGACAGCCACUCCCUCGAGGAACGAAUGUACCACACGUUACAUAAGAACUGCACUGGGACCAGUGUUGAACAGCGUCAUGACUCCAGCUGAUUCAUAGGAUGUGGCAUAAGAUGGGAAACCAAGGUUUUCAUCUCUCUAAAGAGAUUUUUGUCCACGCGCUUCAGAAGGACCUGCAGAACUCAAGGCAAGACUGUGGAACCUGAUGUGACGUUUUUGAUGAGGAUUUCUCUCCUUUUUGGAUUUUAAUAAUGUAUGUUUUUGGCUUGUUCUUUUUCGUCUGUCAGAAUGGAUUUUAACAUGGACCAAGGUAAACCCACCCAGUAAGCCAUCCAGCUGAGAGAUUUCCAUAUUUCUCUACUGCUUCCACUGGGAAACAGCAUGGAUCCUUCCCGUGACCAGCUGUCGGACUGGAGCUCAGUUGAGCCCACCUUCACCACACAGUUGCAGCACGACAGCGCUCAGCAAAAACUCAACCACAGCUACAGCUUCCACAGCGCUCUAAAUCUGCCCGCCACCUUCAUCCCCCCGACUGGCUCUCUUCAUCAGCCUCUGCCCUCUAAGCUGCCCACCGCUGUUGUUCCGUACUCCUCCCUCAUCGCCUUCCCUUUCUUGUCCACCACCUCCUCCUCAGCCAUCAGGCAAACAUCAUAUUCCUCUUUCGAUUUAUCCUUCACCAACUUUUCCUCGAAUGAUUUGGCAGACCUGGAGAGCAUGCUGCUCUGGACCCUCCACGAGCCCAGCACCAUUGCUUUGACUGUAAUGUACAGCCUGUCAUUCAUUUUGGGAUUCGUUGGCAAUUUGAUGUCCCUUCGAGUCCUCACCAGCCGGCGCAGUCGGCAGCUAGCUGGCGUGAGUGCUACACGCAGUCUCCUAGUAAACUUGGCGGUGUGCGACCUGGCUGUGGUGUGCGUGUGCAUGCCCAUCACCUUGGGAAGCCAGAUCUACACCGCCUGGGUGUACGGUGACCUCUUGUGUCGAGCGGUGCCCUUCACGCAGGCUGUCUCGGUCUCGGCCAGCGUGUUAACGCUGACGGUGAUCAGCGUCAACCGUUACUACAGCGUUCGAUCGCCGCUCCGAGCUCGUACCAUGUUCACCCGCCGCCGGAUCUUGGCAACUGUUGCUGUGGUGUGGACGGUGUCCUCGAUGAUGUGCGCUCCCAUCGCAGUGAUGAACCGGCGUCGAGAGAUCAGCUUUGAGACUUUCACCAUCUUGGUCUGUCAGGAGGAGUGGCCUCAGCAUCGUCUCAAACAGGGAUACAACGUGCUGCUGUUUGUGAUGCUCUACUGUUUGCCAGUGACCUUUAACCUCACCAUAGGAUUCCUCACGGGCAGGCGGCUAUGGGGAGGAAAGAAAUCCACUUUCGCUGAUCUCGAUCCCCGAAGCCAAGCUCUUCACACCUCACGCCUUAAGAUGCGUCAGAAGAUUGCCAAGAUGGUGGUGUGUCUAGUGCUUCUAUUUGCAGUGUCCUGGCUGCCGCUCUACUUGGCCGACCUUUGGAUUGACUGCGAGCAAAGGCCAUCGUCUUGGCUCCUGCAGACAAGACCGUUUGCCCAGUGGCUAGGCCUGACAAACUCCAGCCUUAAUCCGAUCUGCUACUGUUUCAUCGGAGACCUGUACCGCUCAGCAAAGGUCAUAAGGACACGAUACUACCAAAAGGUUGCCGCUCUUUUCAACUCCUCAUCAUUCUCCAGCUCAGUUACAGUGGUGCCUCCUGCAGCAGGGAUAACUGACAGCAAAGUGUCGUCUGCUGAGCGCCGCCCUAUCGCUGCUGCAGUGGCGGCGUCCGCAUCCAUGGUUACAAUACCGAGGCUCUUGAACUUGGCGAGAGUCCAGGGCCUGGGGCAGAAGGUCAGAGACAGUUCAGACAGCCGAGCGGGCUCCGACCACAGCAUCUCAGACUGGUGUCGGUCCAGUCCCAGCGUGUGCGACAGCUCCUUGUUACCCUGCCAGCUCCACGGCCUUCAGCACACCAUACAAAAAGCAGACUUCCUGCCAACACGGAGACACUCUCUAAAUGAGAAAGCUGGACCGUUACCUUUAGGAAUCAGUCCUGUGGAAAUAGACGUGCUACCUCCGAGGAGGCAUUCGGGGGAUAGAGCGUAUAGUAUGUCAGCUGAUAAGAGAGACAUCAUUACUUUGGGCAAAGCUGCUUUCUGUUAUGCUGGGCAGCACAGGAGCAAAACACCACAAACCUACUCUCUGGUUGGGGACACAGAGGAUGAAACAACGGAUAUGACCAGCCUAUGAAAACUGCAGUUUAUCUGAUGUAUCAGCCGGGAGGAAUUGCUUCCUUUUCUCCUGCAGGCAGUAUAAACACGCACACCGCUCCCAAGUUAAAGUUUGCAGUUAACAUUGUAUAAUAAUCCAUGGCAAGAGUCAGUCGUUGCUUUUAGGAUAAAGUGACCUGCUCUGUACUCUCUCCUUCUUUUCAUGUGUAGAAGCCUCUCCGUGUCAUCUGGAGCACAUGGGACCCAAGAGUUGAAUUUGCAACAAUAAGUUCUUUUAUUUUUUUAAAGCAUGUGGAGGCAGGAGCAAUGGACUGAUCAACGUAAGGCAACAGCCAGAGAUUUAUUUAGCCCGGGGUGAGAAAACUGGUUAUCAUUAAGAAGGAUAAAUUAUGGAGCGUGCCAUUACAUGCAAGUGAUAUCAUAGUUACAACAGCUUCUAUCAUUUGCAUAAGACAAUAACGCAGCAGGAGGUAAAGUGUCAUGUGUCUCUGCUUUUCUUUGUUUUUGCUAAUGGCUUUGAUUGUAUUUUGUGCUCACGGGUCAUGUGGGAACAAACUGUAUUAUACACAGACUGUCUGCGAGAGUUUCUGACAGGUCUUCACUGAAUAAUGUUGCCAUUAAUGUCUGUUUUGCAAUGUUAAAUCAAGUCGAGAAAGAUUUCAGGAAGGAGGAGCCACAUACAUUAAAGCUCUUUUUAUCUAAUUCAGCGUGAAUCUUGGGAAGUAUUAUUAAACAUGAACUUUUGCAAAGGGCAUUGCUCUGCACACGUUUUUGCUUCAUGCAUUUACAUAACUAAGUUGGCUGUAACCAAAGAAUGGC
Molecule: messenger RNA, 3323 nt
Organism: Maylandia zebra (zebra mbuna)
Lineage: Eukaryota; Metazoa; Chordata; Actinopteri; Cichliformes; Cichlidae
Biological process (GO): G protein-coupled receptor signaling pathway
Cellular component (GO): plasma membrane
Molecular function (GO): G protein-coupled receptor activity
Source: RefSeq, a predicted model, not a curated record